Messenger RNA from Geodia barretti, 543 nucleotides. Lineage: Eukaryota; Metazoa; Porifera; Demospongiae; Tetractinellida; Geodiidae. The record is from the annotation of a GenBank genome assembly.
AUGUUUCUCACUGUGGCUGUGGGCUCCGUGGUGGGAGCCUGUUCGUUUGUUGUUGGUUGGGUGACAAGCCGUUGGAAGUCUCCUCCCGAGGUUCCAGACACCAGCGAACAGUUUCGUUCUGAGCAGAAGCCAGUGAAGGUGCCACGUAAGAAGCUGAACGAACUUCUGCCAUCCACUUACGCCGAAUACAACAAACUAACGGGUGAGGCGGGGAAGAUGAUGCAAUACAGAGUCGAGACCGUGAAGGAAAUGAACACCAUUGCUAAAGGACUGGAAGACAAACAUCGCGGCCUCAACUUAGAUAAGUUGAUCGGGUCGAGUGCCGGAAUCGUUGGGGCUGCCGUUAGCUUUGUCGGAUUCACUUACGUUUUGUUUACGCCCGGCGCGAGUGCCCUGCCUGCGUGCGUGGGUGGAGCGGCGCUAGCUGCAGGAACCACGAUGUCUGUGGGCGCGCACGUUUACGCCAAGAUACUUGAGAGCGAGAAUCUCACCAAAGUGAAAGACAAGAAACAGUGUGGUGAGGAAAGACAAGAAACAGUGUGA